This is a messenger RNA of Drosophila ananassae, 3706 nucleotides long. It is a transcript of the gene dsx, whose product is annotated as protein doublesex. Gene Ontology annotation, molecular function: RNA polymerase II cis-regulatory region sequence-specific DNA binding; DNA-binding transcription factor activity, RNA polymerase II-specific. The transcript is spliced from 5 exons. NCBI's taxonomy places the organism in Eukaryota, Metazoa, Arthropoda, Insecta, Diptera, Drosophilidae. The coding region runs from base 927 to 2582 and encodes 551 amino acids. The record is from RefSeq and is a predicted model, not a curated record. Gene Ontology annotation, cellular component: nucleus. Gene Ontology annotation, biological process: sex differentiation; regulation of transcription by RNA polymerase II.
UGAGUUGCCUUGUGCAUGCCAAAGAUUUCAGAUCGGAAAGCAGCAGCAGCAGCACCAGAAGCAAAAAAAGCUCGGCUCGCGACCCGCGGAACGAUUUUGAGAGAAGUCAUCCAUUCUGAAAUACUUGUGAUCUGGGGCCGCCCUAUAAAUAUUGAUUUCCGCGGUGCCAUUGUUGCGGAAUUAAACGCCCUAAUAGACUGCAAUCAUUAUCGAUUGCAUUCCGUUUCUGGUUCUACAGGCGGCAGGUAGCGCGCGUUUACCGGCGGCUUUUCGACACCAAAUCGCGAUCGCUCUCAAUUAAAUGUGUGCAUUUUUUGUUUAUUGUGUGACAAUUCUUAAUUAAUAUUUUAAUCGAUACAGCCAAGAGUAACUGUAUAAUUGGAAUUGUGGAAAUUCAGUGCUUUCAAGUGAAAUCUUAGCUACUUAUACUAUUUAACUCCCAUUUAAAGUUAUCUGGAAAAUACAAAAUAUUUAUAAUAUUUCUAACCAAUACAAAAACCUAUUAAAAAGUUAACUCUGAAAAUAUUAUAAUCAAAUAUCACAUACAAUAUCUAUAAAGCUUAAAACAUAUACUUCAAAGGUGCUUACAGACUUAUGGUAAACAAAAAAAUAAUGAAAAGUGAAACAAAAAUCUUAUUACUCCUCAUUACUCUGUAGACACUGACAAGAUAAAAAAAGUUUAAUCGUAAUAAAGUUACAUUUUUCAAUAAUAUUUAACCCACUUAAUGUUUCCAAAUAUCAACAAAAUAAAUUAAACUAAUCGCUAUUGAUUAAAAUCUAUGAAUAUCGCGAAUAAUAAAUUAAAAAGCCACUGAAUCUGUAACAGAAAAUGCUUCCAGAACUGGUUUAGACGAGUCAGAAAAGGACGAAACUAACGCAACACUCGAACAAUUUCUUAAAGUGCAAGGACCCAAGAAGCUGCAGACAUGGUUUCGGAGGAGAACUGGAACAGCGACACCAUGUCCGACUCGGACAUGAUUGAUUCCAAGAACGACGUGUGCGGAGGGGCCUCCAGUUCCAGCGGCAGCUCCAUCUCCCCGCGGACGCCGCCCAACUGCGCCCGCUGCCGCAACCACGGCUUGAAGAUCACCCUGAAGGGCCACAAGCGCUACUGCAAGUACCGCUACUGCACCUGCGAGAAGUGUCGGCUCACGGCGGACCGUCAAAGGGUAAUGGCCCUGCAGACGGCCCUGAGGCGGGCCCAGGCCCAGGACGAGCAGCGGGCGCUCCACAUGCACGAGGUGCCGCCGACUACAACGGGCACCGCCACUCUGCUCAGCCACCACCACCACGCCGCCGCAGCAGUCGCCGCCGCCCCCGCUCACGUCCACGCCCAUGCCCACAUGCACGGCGCCCAUCACGCCGCCCACGGACACCAUUCGCACCACGGCCACGUGCUGCACCACCAGCAAGCGGCAGUGGCAGCCGCAGCGGCGGCACCACCAUCCCAUUCCGCCGCCACAGCAGCCAGCCUGCACGGCCACGCCCACGCCCAUCACGUGCACAUGGCCGCAGCGGCCGCGGCCUCAGUGCAGCACCAGCACCACCCUCACUCGCAUCACCCCCACCACCAGCAGCCGCCGCACCACCAGCAUCCGCAGCAGCAGCAGGGCGCGCUGCGAUCGCCGCCGCACAGCGACCACGGCCCGGCCACCAGCAGCUCCGGUGGGGCGGCCAGCUCCAGCAGCACCACCGCUGCCACCUCCAGCAGUGGAUCCAGUAGUAAUGGAGGAGCUGGCCCCGGAUCAGGUGCAGGAUCCGCUGGAGGAGGACCCCGGGCAGGCAGCAGCGGCACCUCGGUGAUCACCAGCGCUGACCACCACAUGACCACCGUGCCGACUCCCGCCCAGUCGUUGGAGGGCUCCUGCGACUCAUCGUCACCCUCACCGUCGUCCACUUCCGGCGCCGCCAUUUUGCCGAUCUCAGUCUCCGUCAACCGGAAGAAUGGUGCCAAUGUGCCAUUAGGCCAAGACGUUUUCCUAGACUAUUGCCAAAAACUAUUAGAGAAAUUCCGCUAUCCGUGGGAGCUGAUGCCGCUCAUGUAUGUGAUAUUGAAGGAUGCUGACGCCAACAUUGAAGAGGCUUCCCGGCGAAUCGAAGAGGCACGCGUGGAGAUAAACCGCAUUGUAGCCCAGAUCUACUACAACUACUACACCCCGAUGGCUCUGGUGAAUGGAGCCCCCAUGUACCUGACCUACCCGAGCAUCGAGCAGAGUCGCUACGGAGCGCACCUGCCGUUCACCCAGAUCCGACCACCGACUCCCGAGCCUCUGGCCUUGAGUCGUUCGCCGAACAGUCCCGGCGGAGCGGCGGCCCAUCCUCUCCAGAAGCACACGCAGUCCCUGCCCCAGGCGCAUUCGCGUCCGGGCAGCAGCAACGGCACCGUGCACUCCGCCGCCUCACCCACCAUGGUCACCACGUUGGCUACCACCUCAUCCACGUCCACGACGACGCUCAGUCGCAGGCAGAGAUCGCGAUCAGCCACGCCCACCACGCCGCCACCACCUCCACCGGCGCACAGCAACAGCAAUGGGGCAUACCACCACGGCCACCAUUUGGUGAGCUCCACGGGCGCCACGUAGCAAUAUCGCAACGUUGCUGCCGCCGUGGCAGCAGCAGCAGCGGCAGCUGUCCUUUUUGUCGAUAACUGAAAAGUAUCUGGAAACCCACAACUACUCUGAAACCCACAACAAUAGAUGGCCCAAAAAAUAACCGAAAGCGACAACUCAAACUUCCGAAUUCCCGAAGAAAAGUUAUCUAAUAUCUAACUAGGCUUUGUCUUAUUCCAAGGUGAAGAAUACAAAGAAUAAAUCAUCUAGAUUCUAGACUCUAAAUGUUUAUCCCCCGAAAACGUUUUCAAAUUGAUCUCAAACCGACAAAAAAAAAAUUAAAAAUAUCCAUAUAUAAUUUAAAAAAUUUGAACUAUACUGCAUGUUGAGACUAUGAUAAAUCAUGAUGUGUGUAUCUAUAUAAUUAACUCAUGUAUUGUAUAUAACUUAGUUAAUUUUCAAGUUUCUCUGAAAAAAUAAUCAAGAAUCUAAUAUAGACUUGCACAAAUUUUCACCAGAAAAUUACUCCAGACUCAUAAUAGGCACACGUUUUGAAAAACGAUUCUAGUCCUAAGCUUGAGCACUUUUAUCAAAAAUUAUCGUUGUACAGCAGCAACCGAUUAGCAAGAAAUCACAUCAGCUUAAUCAAGAUUGUUCAAUAUAAAGGGUGUAAUCGAUUUGAGAUUAUCAGCUUGAAACAUUAACUCUUUAAUUAUGUCCUAUAUAGAAAACGUACAUUACAUUUUUGUGGGCUGUGCGCUGCCAUGUUAAGAAGCAUGCGGUACAUUAAUACUUCGUGAGAACUGAUCCGGCUGAUCUGAGAGUAGUGUAGCGUACUGUUCUAAUCUUAAGAUAUUCAUUUAUUAAUUAAUGUCUUCUUUUGUACAGUUUGACAAAAACCAAAUAUGUUAUGCUAUUCAAAUUGUAGUGGAAUUUGUUUGAAUCCGCUUCAACAGACAUCGCGAAAUAGUAACGUUAAGAAAAUUAAAUCGUAGUAGAACACACAUUUCACUAUAAAUGGAACUCAUUGUAAAACACUAAACAAUAUUAAUGGUAUACUAGUUAAUUUUAAUACAAUGCUUCGAAACCAAGAAAUAAAAACAAACAAAAAACAAUUAUAAAAUUAACUUGAAUAAACAUUUCGCUGUAAAUAAAGA